Messenger RNA from Cladophialophora carrionii CBS 160.54, 1890 nucleotides. RefSeq lists its product as uncharacterized. NCBI's taxonomy places the organism in Eukaryota, Fungi, Ascomycota, Eurotiomycetes, Chaetothyriales, Herpotrichiellaceae. The transcript has a single exon. The coding region runs from base 1 to 1890 and encodes 629 amino acids. The record is from RefSeq and is a predicted model, not a curated record.
AUGAAUCGUCAAGAGUUGGCCAGUCUCUUGUCUCAGACACAGUCAAUGAUGGCUCCCUCCCGAGCUCCGACACCCUCGUAUCACCGAUCCUCCCCCCUGUCACCGCGGCAGAGGUUCCAAUCACAGAUCCGGACUUUACAUGACAGCCCCCGAACACCUCCUCGAAACUCGGUAACGACGCCUCAGACAUCGCCUCGAUUACAACACGUCUCGAGUCUACGGGUCCAGCGUGGCAGCAGUUCGCCCCCAGCAUGGACAGUUGGCGAGUCUGCUCUUGACACAUUCAAUCAUGGGCCACAAUUCAUCACGGAGGAGCGUGAAGUCUGGGGUAGGCCGUCACCACUCAGAACGAACAAGGCUUUUGUCGAGGGCAUAUCCCUGGUGGCACAUUCUGUAGACAGUAGUCCGGUCGACCCUCACAAACUGCGUCCAUUCGCGCCGUCUUCACGGUCGCUCGAUGUCAAUGACAGACCGAAGACCAGGCGAGGUCCUAAUACAGGCUCGAGUUCCUUUGGCGAGAACAAUGCAGACAGACUACAGCAAGAGCAGGAACAGUCUACACGGCCUUCGAAGUUUGCUGAAGGGUCCAUGAACGAUAGAUCCGCUGGGGUUUCCUCGACUUGGAACGAUCAUGGCUCACUUGCCAGCAUUUCCGGUACUGAUGAGUCUGACAACGACACGACACCUCGCCCCUCACCACGACGCUCCUCGAUCGACGUCAAUGAGUUCAAUCCGCAGCCGGUGGCUGCUCCGACCUUUACUCAACGCCUAUUCAAGUUGGGUACUAAAGCCAAGCCAAAAGAUGUCUCCAAGGCGGUGGUGAGUAAGACUGAGCAAGAUUUACAGACUGUGAGAAAGAAGAAAGGACUUCGGAAAAGCAUGUCUUUGUGGAAUCUCCACGGUGACAAGAGGAAGGCAGCUGCGAGUCAACCCGAUCUCAACAACCCCAGCCCCGAGAAGAGCAAUGUUGAUGUGCUUAAUGAUCGCAAGAGACGAGCUGAGGAGGCAUAUUUUCAACAGUUUGGCAUGAAGCGGAGAAAGUCCAAUGUUGCGCUCGCCACUUCAGAUGACGAGUCCGCCGAGAAGCCUCCAGCUGCAACCCGAGGCCGCACCCCUUCACGGAGGAUUCCGAGUAGCGCCAAACGACGUCUGAGUUGGUCCUCAUCUACCAUUGUCACGGCCGAGUCUACGACGUUUGACGGUGUUAACGACGUCGACCUCCAGAAGCGGCCAAGUCGCCGAGAAUUGGAGAAGGAAAACCAACAGCUUCGAGCCAUGUUGAAACAAGAACGAGAAGGUGCUCGCGUGGCCACUGUAACCAUUGAGCCGAUUACGCCAUCUUCGAGAGUCCUAUCCCUAAAACUUCCAAGUUCUCACGAAGCAGAUAAGACACCUCUGCACGAGUCCUCCAACAAGAAGUCAAGCCGGGAGAAUCUGGGAGUGUCGCCGCCACCUGUCCCGCCACUACCUACGAUCGAGCGGGCGGCGCUGCAGCCUCUGAAUAACACUAGAAAUGUGCCUCGGAAGACAACAAGCCAGGAUGACCUCAAGACCAUUCCGGAAGACACUUUCGAGCGUGGUCGGCCUCGAAACGCACAGCCCAGAAAAGCAACGGCAAAGCAUAGCAGGCGGGCGUCACUCGCUAGAGGCGCGGAGCUCCCACGUGCGGUAUCCAUGAUUUUGGAACAAGACGAAGGCUCAGAGGCGGAGAAGCAGCCGACAAAGGAGAAUUUGCAUCCAAUGAAGCACAUACCCAAAUUGAUUCCAACUCCGAUUGGAAGCCCAAAGAGGGUUGCUACGGCUAAGGGAGUCAAGAUCCACGAAGAUGCUGCUGUGCAGGCCAAAGCUGUUGAACGCGAGAACUGGGAAUGGCCGGAUGAUGUAUUCUGA